Molecule: messenger RNA, 27114 nt
Organism: Podarcis lilfordi (Lilford's wall lizard)
Lineage: Eukaryota; Metazoa; Chordata; Lepidosauria; Squamata; Lacertidae
Source: the annotation of a GenBank genome assembly
CUAGGCAACCGCCUCUGCUUCCUCGGAGAGAGCCGGCCCCUUUAAGGGCGCGUCGAACGCCGAUGGCAUGGAUGGGCAAGCUCGGCUUCGAAAGGAGGCCGAGCGGCGCUUCUUCGCUCUCCUCCUCCUUCCUCCUCCCUUCCCCGCCUCGAGCGCCCGCGUAUCUCUGCGGGUGAGGCUGGGCCAGCCUUGGGUCGGGACUCGACUGAUAUGGUCUGGAGAGCGGGGAUUUUGACAGAGCCGCGGAAGGUGGUUGGCCGGGGCAGCGGAGGCCCCGGGAGGCCGAUGGCGGCGGCGGCGCUGGUAGGAGAGUCUAGGGCGGGUCCCCUGGGGAGCCGGCAGCGACGGUGGGCAUUCAGGGCGCUGCUCCUCUUCCCCGUCGUUGUUUCCCUUGUCGCGGGGAGUUCCGUCGGCGGGUGUAGUGAACGAAGCGCGGGGGCUCACGGGAAGCCCCGGGUUCAAUCCCACCCCGCCCCCCGAUGUUAGCAGAGCUGCUGGCUGCGAAGAGCUGGGAGGGAAAAUCCUUUGUGCUUUCUUCGUGGCUUGUAGGAGGUGCAGCAUGGAGACGCGUACAGAGAUCUCCAGCCAUUGAAAACGCAGCAUUAAGAUAAAUUCAACAGUGUAAAUGAAUUGUGAUGGAUGUAAUAAUGGAAUACUGAAUGGUUUAGUUCAUGUAAAAUACGCAGGGAUUUAUGAUUUGUAAAAUGAACCGUGGAAAGAGAAGUCGUUGAUAUUUUAAGGAUGUUUAAAUGAGUAUUCUAAAUUGUAAAACAGAAAAUUUAAUUAAAAUUAUAUAUAUAUACAAAAACAAAGAUCUGCAGCCAGCAGAAGUUCAUCUUUUGAUCAGAAAUGCGAACGACCUAUUUGUUUUAUUUGGUAAGACACACACACAAAAUCUUUGAUAAAAACUAUUGAAAAAGAAAAUAAAUGCGAGCGACCUUGCAAAAGAAGUGGUGCCGCUUCAGCUGCUAGCUUGAGGUAGGAGUUGCACCAAAAGGAAGGAGCGCCUAGCCCUUGAUGGAUGGCUGCCCCCCCCCCACCUCGCUCGCCCUUCUCCGUGCUUCCCUGCAAGAAGGGAGCACAAAGUGGUGAUGGCCCACCAACUUGGAUGGCUUUUGAAAGAGGAUUGGGCAAGUUCAAGCAGGAUAAGGCUAUAAUGCCUCUGAAAACCAGUUGCUGGAAACCGCAGAAAGGGAGUGUGUUGCGCUCAGGACCUGCUUGCAGGCUUCCCGGUGGGCAUUUGGUUGGUCACUGUGAAAACAGGGUGCUGGUCUAGAUUGGACACUAGCCUGAUCCUGAAGGGCUAUUAUGCUCUUAUGCUAACUUGAAAUAUUCAUUAUCCUUUCACUCACUAGCCUGAGAAAGGAGGGCUGGUCAUAUUAUGUCACUGCUGUUGCUUGAAGUGCGGUGGGGAGUCCUGGAACUGUGCUCUUCCAUCCCACACACCCCAUGCACACCUCAGUUUUUGUUGCACAUGACCACCUGGACAGCUACAGAAAGCCUUGCUGGGCAGAAUCUUGUACGUGGCUGACUGGAAAGGUGCAUUGAUAGUGUGUGCCUAACAGUGUAGUCCGACACAUGUUUAUUCAAACAUUACCCUUUAGAAAGUUCUGUUAGGAUCGCACUACUGUAUCUUCAAAAAUGACUUGACCGAACAAUUAGAGAGUAAGAGAAGGGAGACAAUGAAUUAUUUCUUCAUAAAACAGACAUAUAUAUAUAUAUAUAUAUAUAUAUAUAUAUAUAUAUAUAUUUACAGAAUAGAAAACAGGCUUCUACAGAGGUUAACACAUUUAUUUCAUGUAUUAAGUUCAUUGUUACAAGGUAUCAUUGUUCUGUUUCUAUAGCUGGCUUGUUUAAAAAUAGCAGAGUGAGAAGCCAUAGAAAAAGGCUUGGCUAUAACUAUGAGCCCUGGGUUUAGACAAUGCACCAAGCCAAACCACGGCUGAGCUUGCAGCAGCAGGCAUGGAAGAGGACAAAACAGCUGCAAUCUCAUUUCCAGGAGCUUUCAUAUUUGUGCUAAGUGUUAUGUGCAAACCAGGUCUUCAACUCUUGUGGCACUAACAGCUUGAUUGUGCUAUUUGAUUGAUUGAUUUAGCAAUUCAAUGAUCAGAUUAGGUGACUGUUUAAAAUAAACUUUGAAAACUACAGAAGGUUUUCUUCUCCUCUAGGAGGAUCCGGUCUUGAUCCGUCAUUUUAAAGGCCACAAAGAUGCAGUCACCUGUGUUGCCUUCAGUCCAACUACUAGAGCACUUGGUAAGCUUACUUAUUGAAGCACAAAUGAACAAAUGAUUUGUGUGGUCUCUAUUAUUUAUUCAGCUUUUGCCUGUUGGGCAGUUGUAAAUCUGAGACUGAAUGCCUUGGAAUUCUGACCCAAAUGACUUGUCUUCAACACUUCAGAGUUAAGGACUGUAUUAACAGCAAAUAUAUAUUUCCCAACAAAAACACCAGGUAUCAGAAUGAGAGCCCUCCCUCUGCAUUUAUUGGGGUACAUUUAUUUGCCUUGAUUGCAAGUUUGGGAGGGUAGUGCAAGUGUUGGGUAACUAGUCUUUUAAGGCUGUAAUACUGUACACACUUAUCUGGGAGUUAGUCCCAUUGAACUCAGGAGGAUUUAUUGUUGGUAGAUGUUUUUAGGAUUGCACUAUGGGUGACCUUGAGAAUGCACUGUGAGGCUGUAAGCCAUGCACAUUUUAUUUGAGGGUGAAUCACUUAUUGAAAUAAGCAUACAUAGGAUUGCUGCUCUGCAGUGUGUGCUACACCCUGUUUACUGAGAAACAAUAAGCUCAGUUGAGUUCAAGGAAAUGCACACAGAAUUGCAGGCUUUGUUUCACGUGCACUGGUUUUGCUUUGAUGCCCUCCACCUUCUCUGGCAACUUAAGGCAAGAUGCCAACACUUCUGAGCGUUUUGCAGCUCCAGGCCUCUUAAUGCCUUGUGGGUGAUGAUCUAACCAAGGAUAAGCUUAUGGUAUCACAGCUCUAUGACAAGAGGAUUUAACAGUGCAUUUAACAAUGGUCACCUUACAAUAAUGUCUUUGUAAAAUAUGCAAAUAAGUGGUGAUAACCCUAUUUGCUUACCCAUUUUCAUUCUUCAUCCAAACACUAAAUAGGUAACAUGGUUUGUUAUUUGGCUGAAUUCGCUGUGGAAUUAUUGUCCUAGAUCUCAAACUAGAAUGAUUGGACUUCAUUAGAUUCUGUAUUUUAUUUUUAUAUCAGUUCAUGAAAUUGGUAGUAAAAGUAACUGAGACCUUUAUGUUGGAACACAAAAUUGAUAUCUAAGUGUGGAGCUUUAUAAUUAUUUCUUGCCAGCUACCUCUUCUUUGGAUAGGUUUCUUAUGAUAUGGAACUUGAAGCCAAACACCAAAGCCUUCAGAUUUGUGGGUCACUUGGAAGGUGUGACCAGUGUACAGUUUUCACCAGAUGGAAACUUGCUGGCAUCUGCUUCUCAAGAUAGGACAGCCAGGCUAUGGAUUCCAUGUAUGUAAGUAUUACUGAAAAUUAAAUAUUUCCAGGGUUUUUGUUUUCUGAAGAGAUGUUGGGCUUAGGCAUAGUACUGCUUCCUCUAGUUCAGAGAGGCCAGAUUCAUAUAAUCAUAGUUGGGAAGGUACCCUGAGAAUCAUCUAAUCUAACCCCCUGUGAUGUAGGAAUAUGCAGGUGUCCCAUACAGGGAUCGAACCUGCUACCUUGGCAUUAUCAGCGCCACACUCUAACCAACUUAGCUAUCCACUUGGAUUCCUUCAAGGGAAACCUUCUGGAGGUUGUAUGCAAGUGGUGGGUGGGGCCAGAGGCAAAUAUGGGUGGAGCCAUGGAUGUUAUUCUUUCCUUUCUACAAUAGGCUGUGUUCUACCCAUGCAGAAGUCAGAGGCUUCUAUAUUCCACCCCACACACAUCUCCAUUGAGGCAAGCAAAAUGCAUUAUGACAGUUUGCAGACACAUUCCAGCCAGGCAAAAGCAGCCAAAGAGGCUGUUGAGCAGGGCAGGCAAAGGACCGGCUGUGGCCUAAGAGUCCCAAGGGCUAGACAGAAAGUUCUGGAGGACUCGAUUUGGCCCUUGAGUCCCCCAGCUCUGCUCUCGUCUUCUGGACUUUGUGUAAAAGGUUUUGGGUUUCGCACUGGGACAAAGAAGCAAGGGAAGCUGUCUCUUUGAGGAUACAAGCUAGGUUUGAUUUGGGUUGAGGGGUGGGGAAAUUGGAUUAAUCUGUUAUGCGGUUGUGGGACUAAUGCAUGUGCAACAUAUUUUAUAUACAGUCACGGUGAAUCCACACCAUUAAAAGGCCAUACAUCAGCAGUCCGUAGCGUGAACUUCUCGUACGACAGUCAAUUUCUAGCUACUGCAUCCAACGACAAGUCUGUAAAAGUCUGGAGUGUUUACAGCCAACGUCUUUUGUUUACCUUAUUCCAGCACACACACUGGGUGCGCUGUGCCAAGUGAGUGUUUGCAUGCUUUGCCUUCUUGGUUUCUGAAAAGCAGUAACUUUUUUGUCUUUUUAAAACAGCUUCACAUGUCUGUUCAAUUCAGAAUAAAAUGGUCACUAACUUUGCAAGCGGCAAUUGAUUUAGAUGCUAGAUAUCGGCGUUUUUAAAGCUGCGGUAUAUUUCUUUCCUUUCUAGAUACUCACCAGAUGGAAGAUUAAUAGUUUCUUGCAGCGAUGAUAAAACUGUUAAAAUCUGGGAUUUAAGAAACAAAACCUGUGUUGAUGAUAUAAUAGAUCAUGAAGGGUAAGCAGUCUUCAUAUAUGGAAGGAAAUGUGGCAGUGUUGUAGUGACACUUGCAGAUCUGCUAGAGGCCUCUUCAGUUGUUGUGAAAAGCAAAGUGUUGGAGGUGCAGCGCCAUUUGCACUGUCUCCACGACCAAUCUUCCAAACUCAGAGACAAGGCCCGAAGGGGGUUUGUAACGAUGUUUGUCACUGUAUUUUAAGGCUCUUCGGAGUAAUCUACUGUGCUGUAACGUAUUAGAUGUGCUUCUGGUGUGCUUUAGUUUUCCAUUCUGCUCUAUAGCCAUGUUCUGGCUAUAAUGAAAAGCCCUUGGUCUCAGAUAACGUAAACCUAGUACAAUCCAGUCUGCUGUGUUUAGAUACCUUCCUUUACUACUUCUCUUUCCUGGAAGGUAUGCUGUUUAGAUAUGGAACACAUAAUAAUUUGGAUGACGCCAAGUAGUAAGCCAAUCCCUAGUUUUCCUAAUUUGAGUUUGUUUUAAAAAUAAAAAGCUUAGGAAAGAAAUAAGCAGAGUACAGGCCAAAAUGAAACACCGAGUAUUAUUAAGCUAGCGUAAACUGCACAAGCUAAAUUCUCUUACAUGGUGGAGAUCGCUUGGGUUUUCAACAGUGAAAGCAAAAACAUUGCCAAAACUGUUCCACUUUUGUUGUGGGACUUGGGAGGUGAAUGAUUGACAGCUUGAGGAGCUCAGCCAAUGGAAAUAUGGCAGGGGAUCAAAAGUGUAUGUUUCACAUAUUUGUGAAAUUCAAGGCACCUUAAGAGGUGGGCAGAAAGGAGUGGUUAGAAUCAGGGCCAUUUUCCAUUGGGCAAGACUAAACAGACUUUAGCCUUGUCCUUGUGGAUGGAAGUGAAGUGCAGGAAAUGCAAUCUGUGUUUGUGCCUCUGUGAUGGAGAAGAAAAUCUCUGCGGCAGCAGUAGGAUUUCUUAAAGAGGCAUGCAGAGUCUACUUAGCGUAGCAUGAUGCUCACCAGUCAGGAACUCUUGGUGACAACAUGCACAUGCCACCCCAUAGAUGGAGGGAGUCAAUAAACUCACAACGAUGAGCCCAGCCUAGGUGUGCACAGUGCCCCUAACCAUCAGCCCCACUGAUACAGCCAGUAUCAACCAUUCCUCUUCUGCCACUUCCUAGGUAGGAGUUCAAAUUUCCUCGAGCCCCAAAACUGUGUUUGCAUGCAACCUAGUGCACAAAGAAAGAAAGGAGAGGACAUUACUCCCUGAACAGGAGGCAAGCUGAGAGUGCACACAGCCAUCCUGGGGUAGCAUCUAGAUUUAGACUCUUUGGCCAGGCAACCAAGAGAAAGGGGUAGGAAAUAUGACAAAGGCAGCCACAGAAAAACACUGACAGUAGUAGUCUCCAGGGGCUCACUCAGUGGGACAUGAGUUUGGGAAGCAGGAGAUAGGAGUUUAAGCAGGCCAGAAAGUCAGGGAAGCAACAUCCCAUCACUGCUGUGAAAAGAGGGACUUUCUGGCAUGCAAGUGACCCCAGCAUGGCUGUCAAGAGAAAGUAUUGUAUCUUGGCAAGGAGUAUCUAGGUUCAAAUCCUGCUCAGUAUGAUAGCUUCUGCUAACAACUUCAUUUUAUUUUUUAUGGAAACUGCUUUGAGGAUUUUUUUUGUUUUACAAUCAUAAUAUAAGUACUAUGAAAUAAAUAAACGUAUCUCAGUGUGGCCUACCUUACAUGACAAUAGUGAGGGCAGAUAGCAUGGCUCUGAGUCCUUAAGAUGUGAUGGAAAACUCAUUAAAAACAUGGGCCAAUAAAGUAAGCCAAGUGGAUGGCAUUGUUCUUUAACAAAUGACAAAUCGUUAUUUUUAAUGUUUCCUUGUAGAUUUGCCAACUAUGUGGACUUCAGUCCUGAUGGUACGUGUAUAGCUUGCGCAGGCUCCGAUCAUGCAGUGAAGAUCUGGGACAUUCGAAUAAACAAAUUAUUGCAGCAGCACCGAGGUAAAAGGUUACUAAACCUCUUCCUUUCGUAAUUUCUCUAAAAGCUAGUAGAGGUCUUAGUAUCUAAGAGUGCCGGCUGUGUCCCAGAAAGUUUCCAGUUACACUCAUAUCUCUGCUGCUAACUACACUGGCCAAGCCUUUGUCUCUUAUCUUUUACUUGGGGAUAAUAAAGCAAGCCUAUGUUACAGACUUGGCCUAAAUAUUUCAGAAGGAAUUUAAAUCUGGCAUUCUGAGCAUCUGGAAGCAUACAUUAAUGCAAAACUAAUAUUUUAAAAGAGGACUGUUUGAUAAGCAUAUGGCUAAUAUAGCAACGUGUAAUUAUAUAAAUUGCAUGAGCCAUUUUAAAAGUAUGUUCCCUUAUGUUCGAUUUAUGCUGUUGCUUUGGUUUUAUUUGGUGUCAACACUGCCCUUGAAUCAGUAUGGGCUUUUCUUGCCCACUAAAUCUUCUUGAGAAACAUAUUGUUCAAUCUGUAGACUGCCCAGUGUACCAUUCUAGUAAAUUCACAUUUAGCAAGAUCAAAAUGCUGACACAAUUUCCACUUUAGGGCCAUAGUAGAUGAUGACCCCCAAAGCACUGAGUGUGUAAAUCUGAAAAGAUGGCAACUCUGUUGCAAUGAUAAACCAUAGAGGACCACAAUGGCUGGAAUUAAUAUCCCAGCUCACUUCUUAAGCUCAUUCUGUGGCCAUGUAAAAUCUGCAACCUCUCAGCCCUAUUUUACUUUAUAGGAUAACCCAUUGUAUGCUUCUAGUGUCAGUGGUCCCCAGAUUUUUGGCUGGUCUUGGUAGCUAGCAAAAACUUGCAGACGCAACCAUGCCCUUCCCCCAGCUCCCUCUGAUGCUACCCUGAGCUUUAGAGAAGCACGGUCCAUACGUAGGAACAAUCCCACACACCCCUUCCUAGCUCCAAGAGCAGGAGAAAGGUGGGGGCUUGUCUGUGAUACACUGUGCUGUAACUUGGAGUGCCUCCAAUGUAUGGUUCAACCAUAGGGAGAACCUCUCCUUCUCCUCUCCUUCAAUCCUCAGAUUGAAGUUCAGGGGGAGGACAGGAGCUUGCCAAACAUGCCACAACAGGGAGGGCUACCCAAUGUGUUUUGUGAAUUUGUGGAUCCCUCAUCUUGGAGGAAUGGCAAGAUAUAAAUAUAAAAAUACACUCAAUUUUUCUCAUACGGUCCUGCAUUGUAAAUAAGAAAAACAAAAAUUAAAACGUGUAGCCAAGUAGUAACAUGCCUUUGUAAAAUUAGUUACAGUUGCUAUAUAUUCUUCUUAUAGUUUAAUAGUCUGGAUAUUGCUGUUUGUUUAAUGAAACAUUCCUUUUUGACCAACAUAUUCUUUCUUAAACUUCAGGGCUCAACCACAUUUCCUCAAUACUGCACCUAGAAAGCAUGGGUCAGAGUUGUUUUCUGCUUGUCCUGCCGUUUCCCCCUAGAAAACUUGCUCUUUUGCGCUAAAUCAGAGCAAAUACCAGCUUGCAGAAAACCCGAUUGAUGUUUGCUCCAAUUCUGUGCUAAAGACCAGAGUUUCCCAGGCAAAAGUGGCAGGACAAGCAGAAGUCUGGAUGAGCCCUUAUUCUUGAUCAUGGGUAGGCAAACUAAGGCCUGGGGGCCGGAUCCGGCCCAAAUGCCUUGUAAAUCUGGCUUGCAGAUGGUCCGGGAAUCAGCAUGUUUUUACAUGAGUAGAAUGUGUCCUUUUAUUUAAAAUGCAUCUUAGAAUCAUAGAAUCAUAGAGUUGGAAGAGACCACAAGGGCCAUCGAGUCCAACCCCCUGCCAAGUGAGGGAAUUUGUGCGGCAUAGGAAUUUGUUCAUUCCCCCCCCCAAAAAAAUAGUCCUGCCCCCCACAAGCUCUGAGGGACAGUGGACCAGCCCCCUGCUGAAAAAGUUUGCUGACCCCUGGGACUCUUGAUCAAGGCUUUAAAAGAAUCCAUCUGCUUUCCCUCAAUAAGAACUAAGUGUUCUUGCUACUUUAAGCCACAGGAUGGCAGCACAGUAGUGUAGAUAAAAUCACAAGUAUCUUCCACCUAAACAUUAGGAAGAACUUCCUGACAGUAAGAGCUGUUCGACAGUGGAAUUUGCUGCCAAGGAGUGUGGUGGAGUCUCCUUCUUUGGAGGUCUUUAAGCAGAGGCUUGACAACCAUAUGUCAGGAGUGCUCUGAUGGUGUUUCCUGUUUGGCAGGGGGUUGGACUCGAUGGCCCUUGUGGUCUCUUCCAACUCUAUGAUUCUAUGAUUUUUCAAUAAGGUAGAUACUUUGAGCUUGACCUAGGAGAGAAAAAUAAAAUCAGCUUGUGUUUCUAUGCUCUGCUUUUCUUGCAUUUGGUUGUUGAAGGGGGUUCAGAUUCUCUGUACCCAAAGACCCAUCCCUAACCCAGUAAUCAUUCUCUGUUAGUGUGUGGAGAUUCAUUUCUUUCAGAAGCCAAAAGCUCUUGUUUACUCAUGUUAUACAAUACAUUUCAUUGUGUACUACCUGCAGCAGAGCCAAAGCCUAUAGGAUUGGCUCACACAGCUGAUGUCGGCUCCACCACCAGCGGAUGGGUAGCAGAGUUGGAGCUGUCUGGAUCUCUUUUGCAUAACCAGUGCUUGCAGAAAGCUGAAGCCUCAGGCACUUUAAAGCACUGUGCAGGUCUCUUUGCAAGCUCUGUGUGGUGCUUUGAAGUCUCAACUUUGAUGCUUCAAAGGUCCUAAUCACCUGAUGGCAUUGGGAUGUCAGGUGAUUGACAGGUGGGUCCACAAGGCUAGAUCUAAUAUGGAUACUUCCCAUGGAACCCAAAAAGUUCCUCGCCUCUGGUCUACAGGCUCCUUCAGUUAAAACCAGGGCAGGAGAAUCCGAAAGUACAGCCAUUCUCUCAGAAACCCAUGUCAGAUCCCUUACACAUGGUUUGAAACCCCUUGAAAAUGGGUGGUUUUCCAAAUCAUUCAUUUAACCAGCCUUCUUAAAAAUCGUUUCUAGACAGCUGGUUCAGGGAUUCAGCUAUAAGAGCUGGACUUUUACCCUAGAACAGUAAGCAACAUUUUCCCCUCCAGAUGUUGACAGACUCCAAUUCCCAUCAGUCUUAGCCAGUAUAGCCAGUGAACAUGAAUGAUAGGAUUUGUGGUCCAAUAGCAUCAGGAGAGCACCACAUUGAUUAUCCCUGCCCUGGAGUACAGCAAGCAAGGCAGCAUCUUCUUUGAAAGCCAUGCCCAAGGACUAGAUAACUCUGUGCCUUCUGUUCCCAGCCUACCUCUUGAAUAUUUUGGAUUUGUGAGUCACAAAGCUCUAAUUAUUAUUAUUAUUAUUACAGUGGUGCCCCGCAAGACGAAUGCCUCGCAAGAUGAAAAACUCGCUAGACGAAAGGGUUUUGCGUUUUUUGAGUCGUUCCGCAAGAUGAAUUUCCCUAUGGGCUUGCUUCGCAAGACGAAAUGUCUUGCGAGUUUGUUUCCUUUUUCUUAAAGCCGCUAAGCCGUUAAUAGCCACUAAGCCGCUAAUAGCCGUGCUUCGCAAGACGAAAAAACCGCAAGACGAAGAGACUCGCGGAACAGAUUAAUUUCGUCUUGCGAGGCACCACUGUAUUAUUAUUAUAUACUUCCCUUCAUCCAAGGAUUGCAGGGAGGCUUACAAUUUAAAAACACAAAAAUGCGAAACAUAGUAACAAACAAAACAAUACCGCCCCCCUUCAUGACACAAACAGUUUAAAAGGCCAUGGGAUGUUUAGGUAUCCAAGGGCCUUGGAGAAGAGGAAUGCUUUUUCCUAAAUAUAUGUAACAAAGGUGCCACGCAAGCCAGAGCAUUCCACAAGCAGGGAGCCACUGUAGAAAAGCCCCUGUUCUUGUGUUGCCGACCUCUCGCAGAGGAGGCAUAAGGAGAAGGGCCUCAGUUGAUGAUCAUAUGCCUCCAUCUUAAGGGGCACUGUUAAGUGCAUCUGUUAACAACUUUAUGUGCAGUUCUGCAGAAGAACACAGGGUUGCUGGGUUUUGCUCAAUAGAAUGAAGUAGUCCUAACCACAAUGCAACACAAAGGAGAAGCAGCUGAGGGGGAACUAUAGGCACAGUUUAGGGCAGGCAUGGCCAAACUUGGCCCUCCAGCUGUUUUUGGGACUGCAAUUCCCAUCAUUCCUGACCACUGGUCCUGUUAGCUAGGUAUGAUGGGAAUUGUAGUCCCAAAACAGUUGGAGGGCCAAGUUUGGCAAUGCCUGGUUUAGGGAUAAUAGAGUGGCUAUAAGUCAGGUUUGAGGCAGGGAUAGGUAGAAAAUAUUUUAAUGAUUACUGCAGAAGUAAAACAAAAGGUGUUGUUCAUUAGAGAAUGAACUUCAUUUAUAUUGAUGAAUCAGUUUUCAGCUGCACUCUUAUGAACAUGUAUCUGGGAGUAAGUGCCUUUGAAAACAAUUCUCAGUAAGCAUGCUGUGGAUUGCGGUGCAGAUAUUGGCUCCUUUCUUUGCCAUCAAAAUCUGAAUUCUUUUUUACUUAAAUCAGUUCACAGAGCCGGCGUGAACUGCACGUCUUUCCAUCCUUCUGGCAACUAUCUCCUCACAGCUUCCAGCGACAGUACUGUUAAGAUUUUGGAUCUUUUAGGAGGAAGGCUCUUGUAUACGCUUCAUGGGCACGAGGUAGCAUGUUGUUCUCUCUUCUACCCUCUUGCUUGUUUGGGCUUCUAAGGACCCCCUCAUACAUUGCUGUUUUCUUGAAAGACAUAAUUGUUUCGAGCAGAAACACAGAGUUACUGGAAUGUGAAAAGUGUGGCAAUGUAUGUGCUUGGGCUGUGAAUACAACCAUUCAGCAAACUUAGCAAACACAAAAUGUUCAGUAGGUGUAUCUUCGGCUGUUUUACUUCACAUGUUACAAUAAAACAGAUUUCCUACACUGAUUUAAGGCUAAGAGAACUGAACUGAGUUACACAGGCCUGGUUCACACAUCAAGUGAAGCCAAAGGGAAGAUAAAGUUUGGUUUAAUUCGAAUGAGCAGUGUGCCAAUGCAGGUUGCUGAUUCUGCAGGCACUUCGCUUCUGCUGGGAAUCAGAACCUGGGCUUAAUCAUUUAUUAAAUUUCUAUCCUACUUAGUGGCCUGGAUUUCACCAACCUGGUGCCCUGUAGUUUUUUUAUACUACCUGUCACAGCCAGCCAUGACUGCAUUAGUUCACACAGGACUUGAGAGAUGAGCCGCUAUCACAGGGAUGCAGCCACCGUGCAAUUUGGAGUGGUAUCUGCUUAGCUGAGUCCUGAGACAGCCUAAACAGAGUUGAAGGGAUAGAAAAAGUGAAGCUGGGUGUUACCAAUGUGUUUAUCUGAGCUUCCAAUUUGUAUGCAGUCUUGCUCAGUUCUGUAUAUCUUUUGAAACUGGCCGAGAGCUUAGAAUGAAGCUCAGUAGGACUUCACAGGGGAUAGGGUAAUGAACAUCAUACGUGUUUUAUAUUUUUGUUUCAAAGGGAGCAAAAGGCCAUGCUAAUGAAUGGCUAACAAUGUUAUGGUCUCAAUAUAAACUGCAUUGUAGAAGAGGAGAGGGGCUUAAAUGUAAUUUCUGCCUGUGACACAGGCAACAUUAAUCAAAAAUUCCUUUUUUUUCCUUUUCCUUUUCCUUUUUGCUUUGAGUUGACAAGUUGAAAUGAGACAUCAACCUCAGAAACGUUUAAAGCUUCCCUUCAGAUGUCUUCUAAAAGUCAUAUAGUUGUUUAUCUCUUUGACAUCUGAUGGGAGGGUGUCCCACAGUGUGGACACAACUGCUGAGAAGGCCCUCUGCCUGGUUCUCUGUCCUUCCACUUAUUUCUGUGAGGGCCAGAAGGCCCUCAGCACUAGACCUCAGUGUCUGGGCUGAAUGAUGGGGGCAGAGACUCUCUUAUACAGGAACAGGAAAGAUGAUAGGCAAGAAAAGGAUAGGCAUUCUUAUGGAGGGGAGGAGGAAAAUAUAUUAAAAUUAUAAACACUAUGAAGUCUUUUAAUUUUAUUUUUAAUCUGGCUUCUUUUCUUCUUUUUGACUAGGGACCUGUUCUCUCUGUAGCCUUUUCAAAAGGUGGAGAAACAUUUGUCUCUGGUGGUGUGGAUGCACAGGUUUGUUAACGAUUUUGAUUUCUUAACCUGAAACAUGAUUUUAUUAGAUGCUCUAAACAAUUAAGAGUUUACUGUGUUUUAUUAAUACUUUCUUAACAGUCUUACUGACAUUAUUAUAAUUUGAGCCCCUGCCCCUUUGUUUGUGCAUCUUCGAGGUCUUGCCUUGAGAUGCCUCCCUGCCUAAGAGAGGCAAAGUAUUUCGCAGUAUCUCUCCUGUGUCCUCGUGCCAAAUGCAAGGACCACAAAACCAAAACAGUAAGUGUGAGUUAAACAUCAGUCAAUAUUUUUAUUUAUGACUUUUUACAGGUAUUGUUCUGGAAAACAAACUUUGAUGCAUUUGAAUACAAGAAAGUUCUUAAAAAUCACAUGCGAAAAUUACAUGGGGAUGAACCCCCUCAUCUUCUUGAUAUUUACCCUCGAUCACCUCAUCGCCAUGAUGCAAAACCACAAUCUGUUGAGGUAAACAUUAUGGCUUCUAACCUCUAACUAUUUACAAGUUAGCAAGUAGUUGCCUGCAAGUGAGACCUGCAGCAAAAUAUUGCUUCCUGGAAUGUCAGCCAACCAGUCUCUCUUCCAGGCUAUUCCAUUCCGUUCCCUCUCAAUCUACUCUUUUGCAGACCCUGAGGUUUUAUAUGGUCCAUUUCCCCAUGUUCCUAAAUAAGCCCAACAAAAACUAGCUUGUUAUCAAAUCAGUAAAGAAUUAAUGUGUUCACCUGGGAACUCAAAUCUGUAAUCAUUGAAUCAGUACCAGCACAGACCCCAAUAUUCACCCCUCCCUUUAAUGCAGAAAUGUACAUCAGUUCAAGUCUGGUUUUAUCCUUUUGAAAAUAAUUUUUAUUUGGUUUUACAAAAAUAAAGUUAUAACAAUACCAAAUGAAUGUCCACAUUUUGAGAUUUCUCUGAAUCGCCCGACUUCCCCCCCAUUCCCUCCUUGGGUCUUAGUGUCAACAUUUUCAACUUCAUAUUAUUUCGUGAUCCAUGUUUUGUAUCUGCCCAUAUUGUCCACAGUGAUUGUUACAUUACAAGUGUUAUUAAAAUCCUGCUAAUGUUUUCAUCUGCUUACAGUGGCCUCCUAGAUAUAUUACAAUUUUUUCCCAUUCUUUCUUAAAGUUUUUGUCUUCUUGAUUCCUGAGCUUUCUGGUCGGUUUUGCCACUUCGGCGUAGUCCACCAGCUUAGUUUGCCAUUCCUCUUUGGUCGGGACUUUGUCUUCUUUCCAUCUCUGGGCUAGUAGCAUCCGCACAGCUGUCGUCCCAUACAGACAAAGUCUUUUCUGGUCCUUUGGGAUAUCAGUACCUAUAAUUCCUAAUAAAAAAAAGCUUCUGGUUUCUUUAAAUAAAAGUUAUUUUAAACAUUUUUUCAUUUCAUUAUAUAUCAUUUCCCAGAAUGCUUUUAUUACUUUACACGACCACCACAUAUGGUAAAUGGUACCUUCUUUUUCUUUACAUUUCCAGCAGGUAUUUGUACUUGUCUUAUACGUUUUUGCUAACUCAGGUAAAGGUAAAGGUAUCCCUGACUGUUAGGUCCAGUCAUGGAUGACUCUGGGGUUGUGCACUCAUCUCACUCUAUAGGACGAGGGAGCCGGCGUUUGUCCGCAGACAGCUUCCGGGUCAUGUGACCAGCAUGACUAAGCCGCUUCUGGCAAACCAGAGCAGCGCACAGAAACGCCGUUUACCUUCCUGCUGGAGCGGUACCUAUUUAUCUACUUGCACUUUGACGUGCUUUAGAACUGCUAGGUGGGCAGGAGCUGGGACCAAGCUAACUUACUAGGAGUCAAAUAGAUCAGUACAUAUCUUUAUCAACUAAAUAAAUAUUUGUGCACAGGUGUAGACAGAGAAGGACAGAAAUACAUGCACACAUGCAAAAAGAAGGGAACAGUGUCAUACAGUAAAAGGCAGUCACCAUAAUUGUUGGGUUUAUUAAGUAUUCCCAUUAAUGAAAAAUAACACCUUUUAAUAUGGCUAUUCUAUAUUUACCAACUGUAGAUGGUUUAUAAUACUCUCAGCCAUCUUCUUGAUGCUGAGUAAUAAUGCUGAUAGGUCAUGUCAUGUUAUCAUUGUAUCAUCAUCCAAGAUUCUGUAUAGUAUAGGAUAGCUCUAUAUCAUGGGUAGGCAAACUAAGGCCCAGGGGCCGGAUCCGACCCAACCACCUUCUAAAUCUGGCCCGCGGACCGUCCGGGAAUCAGUGUGUUUUUACAUGAGUAGAAUGUGUCCUUUUAUUUAAAAUGCAUCUCUGGGUUAUUUUGGGGGCAUAUGAAUUCGUUCUCCCCCCCCCCCCAAAAAUAUAGUCUGCCCCCCCACAAGGUCUGAGGGACAGUGGACCCCCCCCCCCGCUGAAAAAGUUUGCUGACCCCUGCUCUAUAUGCUUUCCAUAAAAAAUUUUAAUCAAUAGUUGUCAUCUAAGGCAAACAGACACUAGAUGGCACUAACAUUUAAGAAUAGUUUGCACAGCCAGUAUGAGAUAUAUAUUUUUUCAGAAUGAAUAUGUUUUUAAAUACUGGAAAUGUCACACUGUGUCCUAUAGUUUCAAUCUUACCUGGGCAAUAUAUGGAUUAAUUUUACAGCCACAGGAAAGAGAUUACCAUAAAAAGUUCUCUGGGCCUCAAUUUCCUAAACUGUUCAGUUUCCUUCUGCCAUUCUUUAUUUUGCACCCACAUGCACACACCAGUUUUGUAAAACUGUUUUAAAUCUGGUGACUUGGAAAAGAGAGUUAAAAUAGCUUUAUGAUCCAGAAGCUGCUAAAAUUUGGAAGCUUCGGUUGGUACCAAAUGCCUUAGCCCCUCUCCUGACAAGUUAAAUGAAGACAGGAGCACAUGGACCCUGUUUGGCAGUUAUCCAGAAGCUACUGCACUAGAUUCCUCUAGGCUUUGUGAGGCCUUGCUUGAAGUCUCAUCCAUGGAAGAAGUUGAAACAAUGUCAGGUUAGAAUGGGGCUUUCCAGGCCGAUUGCUGCACUGAUAGUGAGGUGUGCAUCUGCACAUAAUUGUUGAUGUUUAAAAAUUUAGGUCGGCAAGCUUUUUAAAGGUUUUGAUGUGACAGAGGGAUAUUUUAACAUCAUGUCAUUGAUUGUGACUGAUCUGUUCUUGACUGUCUCAGAUAUAUUUUAGUGUGCUUUGUGUGAUUUUAGGAUGCUUUGUCACGGUGAGAGUCCUGCUGUUAGCACUCUGCAUUUGUGGAUAAGGCUUCUGACAGACAUUUUUUUACUUACCAUUUUUAAAAGCACUGGUUCAUCUUAGAAGCAAGAAUGUGGCUUAUAACUCGUAAUUGCUCCAAACACCUUGAGCAGAAGUCCAGUUACCUUGGCAGAAACCAAGCCAUACAGAAGAAAAUUGUGCUGUAUGUAACUGGCUGCUACUGAGAUUACUAGUUGAGAUUCCUACAUUAAAGGGGGUCCCUUCCAACUCUUCAAUUCUGUGAUUUUGAUACACAUUUAAUAGUUUGACAAUGGGAAUAUUAUCUUGACAUGUGGUCUUUCAUCCUGUGUCCAUUUUCUGUAGAUGAAACAAUCAUAAUAUUUUCAACUCUGAUUUUCAACAGAUAGAUCCCAGCUUUGACGUCACAGAUAUGCAAACACUUGACCCUCCUGUCAUAGAUAUUACCUCACCUUCUGUUUUACUGGUAAGUUUUCCAAGGAUGAAUUACAAACUAAAAUAUAAUCCAAACAUUGAUUCUAAUACUUUUUUUUAAUCCAGAGCAAUUAAAAAGCUGUACAUAUGUUUGGAUAGGGUUGACUUCCAAAUCCUGCACAGCAUCUGGUACUCAUGCCUUAUUUAUUUCAUUACAGCCAAAUUACAAGGGUAUCCAAUGCUACAGAUUACCUUAAGCCCAAAGGCUCUCUUUCUGUUUUGAUGUUGCUGCUUCCUAAAUACUUUGACUUCCGAUGUCCAUGCCUCAGCAACUAUAUAUUUCAAACCUUGGGUAUAUUAUUCUCAGAUUUCUUAUUAUGUGAUUUUUGUAGACCAUCACCAAAAAAUGCUGCAUACUAGGGUUUUUAAUUCAGCCCUGUGAGACUGUUGCCAAAUAUGCCAGGGCAAGAGCUGUUGGUGGCUACUCUGGUUCAGUGAACUACAAGUAUGUAAAGAUCUGCUCCACUUCUGGGUGAGACCUCCCCUUUGUAUACUGCAGCUAGGGAGUAUUUUCUUGACCAAAGGUGUCACUUUGAAAAGACAAAUAAUAGUGACCAAUAGAUCCUAGAGAUCUAGAAUAUGUGUUCUGAAAUUAAGUGAAAAUGUGCACCACUGUGUUGUUCAUUAAUAGUCUUUACCAAGCGCUUUGUGUGAAAGGGGGAUUUAUUUGUCGCUGCAUUAACACCUCAGAGGUUCUGUGGGAUUUGGGCAUGGACGCUCACUCUGUAUUCCUUUCCCAUAGUACCUUCAUAGUGUAUUUUACUUGUGAACUGUGACAUCCUGCCUCCAUCACCAAUUCUCUCCUUCACACCUUCUCAUUUCCCCCAUUUUUCUGGGAAUCGAAGCUGUGACCAUUAUUCUCACAGCUGAUUCUGAGGCAUAUAUAAAAUUCCUCACAGCCAUCACGAACAACUGCUUCCUUCCUCUUCCUGUGGAAAAGCAACAUUCUCUGAGAGCUGUACCCUGAGGAAUGCAGAAACAGCGGCAGGCCUUUCACACAGGAAAUUACUACUCUAGCACUCUCAGAAAGUGCUUCUGUCACUUGGACUGUCUGCCCAUAAUGAGCUUCCUGCUGACCUACAAGAUGAUUUACUACUGAUCUCAAUGCCUUUGCCACUCCGUAAGCAUAACCAGCGGCUAAUGAAGCUGGCAAUCAGCAGUUCUGUAAAUCUGUAACUGCCCUGCUUUAAACUUGAAUGUGGUAGGCACACAUAUCUUUGGCCGAGCUUGUUCAGAUUCCAUCAAGUAUGGUUAGGUAGCAAAUUGUGCCUGCUUUCCAAAGUGGAAAAUAUUGUUGCGAAUCACGGAACCCUUUACAAACAAUUUUACUUUUUUAACAUUAAAUGUAAACAAUUUCUUUUUUAAGCAUUCAAUGCCUAUAGCACAAAUAGUUGAAACAGGACACAGAAGGCUUCCAUCAGCCAUCUUGAUGUGCCCCAUUGAAAUCAAAGGAAGUGAGAGAGAAGCAGUGCUGGAUCUGAAUCUGGAGCAUUGCCCUUGCUCUAAUUGUAUAGCUGACUCUUUUAGGAAUAUUUGUAAGGCCCAUUUUUCUGGGGGAAUCAAAGCAUGAGCCUCUGCACAACAGCCCAUGCUUUCCUCUUCAGUGACAAUAGUACAGUACCCUACCUAGGUAAAGGUAAAGGGACCCCUGACCAUUAGGUCCAGUUGCAAACGACUCUGGGGUUGCGGCGCUCAUCUCGCUUUAUUGGCUGAGGGAGCCGGCAUACAGCAUCUGGGUCAUGUGGCCAGCAUGACUAAGCCACUUUCUGGCAAACCAGAGCAGCGCACGGAAACACCGUUUACCUUCCUGCUGGACCGGUACCUAUUUAUCUACUUGCACUUUGACGUGCUUUCUAACUGCCAGGUUGGCAGGAGCAGGGACCAAGCAACGGGAGCUCACCCUGUUGCGGGGAUUCAAACCACCGACCUUCUGAUCAGCAAGCCCUAGGUUCUGUGGUUCAGACCACAGCACCACCCGCGUCCCUACUUACCCACACAUAAUAUAGAUGGGUGGUGAUAUGGGAAAUAACCUUGCCAUUGCAGAAUAACCAUGUGUAUGUCUGUCUGCCUGCUCUCCUUUUGGAAAUCUUAGAUAUAUGUGCAUUACACACCGCAUAUGGGAGUGCACAGCCUUCAGAUGACUUAAAAAUGAGUAGGAUAUAGCUGAGCCAAGGAUAAAUGUCACAUACAUGAUGGGGAGCGGGAUGUCCAUCCCCCCCAGUCGUUGCAAAUUAUGCCACCAAAAACACCCAUCCCCUGAAAAUGGGCACAGUCAAAACAGGAAUGUGUGUGUUGUCUUGACCUACAAGCGUGGGCGCAGCCGGGGGCGGGAGAGGGGCAGCUCCCCCCUCAUCAAUAAAAUUCAAUAAAAAUACAUAGCAAACUGAGGUUUUGCCCCCCCCCCGCUAACGAAAGGCCUGCCCCCCUAACAAAAAUCCUGGCUACGCCCAUGCCUACAAGGUGCAAAAACCUGUUGCAUUUCCCCCUUGUGCAUGUUCCAGCUAAAGCUGAGCACUUUAACAGAACAAUUCUAUGUCUGUUUUCCUCUGAAGUCAACCCAUUGAAAACAGCAUGGCAGUUUAAACUCUCUUGCUGGAUUGUGUCCCUAUGUUAAGAAUGCAGCCUUGAGGAAAGACAUGCAGUCUGUGUUUGGUAAAUGAGAGACAUGCACUUGUUUGAACAAAAGGCUCUUGGAAUCUAAGAGGGUUCACACACACACACACACACACACACACACACAUACAGAGUGCUGUUAUGAAGGAUGUGGGAGAGAGUGGUAAGAUUCUGGGUCAAGAUAAAGCUAAGGCAUAGAAAUUCAGUGGUUCUAGAGUAGGGCCGUAAUUACAAUUGAAAACUGGUUCAGACAAACUGCAAUAUUUUAUGGUGUAGCAGGAAAGAAACCAAGCUGAGCCUGUGAGGUGCUGGAUUCAAAUCUUGCCUCUGGCUCAAAAGUCACCAGGGGUUUGACAGACCUACAUCAAAGCAGAAGCUAACAAAGUAUUUAGCUUCUGAAGAGUGACCUUUCCCUUGCUGUCACUCUCCAGAUGCCAUGCAUUCCUGACCCUGUAGUGGAUGCUCAUUUCCUCAACACACUAUUGUCUUCCCCAGGCCUCUGAAGAGCUAUCUGCUAUUUGCACAUUUAUGCCUUCAAAGAAACACAUGUUUAAAUCGCUUUUCUCAAAGAAAGCUUGUACAAUCUAGAAAACAUCACCUGUGAUAUCUCAGGCACCGAGAUAGCCGGUGCUCUUCACUGUCCCUUAUUCUUCAGACUAGCAGAACUUGUUCCUCCUGAGCUUAGUCCCACACAUGACAACAAUAUGUGUGCUUUCCAUCAAAGAGUCCCGAUGUUUUUGUAAUGUACAUCUAGAGUUUUCCUUCCCCUCGUGCCUUAUUGUUUGCCCAUCUCCAUCUUGUCCUCCCACAAUUUGCAAUAAGGUUAGUAUUGUUGUUCCCAGUCUUACAGAGCUAUUGCAAGGUUUACCAGGGUGAUUGGAUGCAAAACAGUGUGACCAUUCAAAAUCCCUAUCUAUGCAAAAUAUUAUUUCAACCUACAACAAAAUAUUACAGCAUAUCAUCUCUGCACCCCGCAGUGGUAGUGUUCUGUUCAGAGUACCUUUCUCUGAAUUGUUAGGAACUUGAAUUGUUAGUAACUCCACCUUUUCCAGCUGACACUCAACAUUCCUUGUUGCUGGAUUUUGGUGUGUGUGUGUGUGUGUGUGUAUAUAUAUAUAUAUAUAUAUAUAUAUAUAUAUAUUGCAGCAGAGUGCAGAAAAUUAGUCUGGCGAGACUGCUGGUAGGAAAAAAAGAAGAAGCUUAAAAGUUUAUUAUUCCUUGUGAACAAAGCCAGUCUGAAUAUAAGCUUGCCUGCGGCAAUCAUGGAAUCAUUAUGCUAACAAGAGAAGGUCCAACACUCAGCUUUUGUAGCUGGAGUCAGUCCAGGUGCUGCCCUCCCAUGCCAGGUGAGGGAAAGCCUGCAAGGCAGGGAGCAGGUCUUUCAGGACUUGCAGCCAAGAUGGCUCACUAUUAAGAGAGUGUGAUAUUGCUCCCUAAGUAUUCUCUGUGUUUCAAGUGGACCACAGCUAAUCAUUUUUGUAAGGAAAGGAAAUGUUCAGUCAGCAUUGGUGAACUUUUUAGCUUGGAGUAGAUUCCAUAUAUAUCAGUUCUGCACCAUUUCAGACUGAAAAUCCAGUUGACAAAGAUGGUGUAUUCAUGUGGCAUGUCCUCUUGUGCAUCAAAGACAAGAUAGGGAAGGCAGGAAGGAGGGGUAGAGCUUGUUAAGCUGUUUUUGGAGAAGGUGCUAGAACUCCACACCAGGAAAGAGAUAGGUUGCUCUGCACCUUUGCCAAAAGGCCUCACUAUAAGGUCUUAACUAUGGUCUGAAAAAACUUGCUGCAAAUAAAACUUGGCUCAUUUUUAUUUUGAUAGCAAAUAGUGGGAAUGUUUCAGCGGUUUUGAGUUAUUUGUCCUUCUCAUUUUAAGAGCUGCCUGCAGCAGCUGUUUGCAGGGACACUGAAAACCAGCCUUUAUGACAUUUCUUUACCCCUCUCUGAAGAGAUCAUAUUGUUAUUUUUGGCGCCUCUGGUCUUCACAAGAAUUUUUGUAGUUUAUGAAGGCACUUGUAUGUUCUCCUUCCUGAAGCAUUUAUAUUUAGAGUUGACUUCCUGUCAGGGAAUUUCUCACCUUUGGGAGCCCAGAGCCUGAUGAUUUUAGUCUCUGGUGGUGCCCUCUUUUCCCCCUUUUUUCUUUUUAAACUCAACCUGCUUUGCUGAUAGAUGAAAAUUCAGCUUGCAUUCUUAAAUGUAAAUUAAAUUUAGCAUAUGAAAAGGUCAUGGAAUACAUUGGCUUAAUAUAAAAAUGCAAUGUUUUAACAUUCAUAUCUACACAGAAGUAUAAUUUUAUGCAAGUGAUUAUAUGCAACCAAUACCUACAUAUUGGUCUAAUAGAGCACAUUUCUUUACUGGGAUAGAAAAUGCCUUGUUCUCUCCAGCGUCUCAUAUUUGGGGCAUAGCUUGACACUGAAGAGAAUGGGACAGGUUAAUCAAGCUCACAGAACUAGUGAAUAUUGGCAUUUCCUGUUGUGCGCAUCUGCAGCCCUUGCGCACACCUGUAAUAGGCUAGAUUUUUCCCCCCUGUGUUAAAAAUGCUAAGCGAUAACAACCAUUGAUUUAUGAGCUAUUCAGGAAGCUUCCUUUAAGACCAUUUGCAAUCUGAAGCACAACACUCAUGGGGCUUUCCAUAUUUCGCACCCCAAACCCAGAUCUGUCAAACAGACCAUAUAGACCCACUUACUAUUCCGAUAGACCAUGGCUGACAAGCAGCUGCUAUUUAAUGCCAUUGUAGUUGUGCUAAAUAUAGCACAGCUGUCAACCUCAGCAAACAAAUAAAUAAAACCGUCUUCCCCAACCACAGCUGCAAAGGCAGCAACUGGGGAGCUGAGUUUAUUUCCCUUGCAUAUGUUAUCAUAAAAUCAAGUCAAUGAGGUUUUAUUUUUAUUUUUUUUUGUUCUGAAAUGACCUGGUGCCCUCCAAAAGCUUGACCAGCUUUAUGCUAAAUUAGUAAUAAUAACGAAGUGAGCUGUGAAAAUGUCGGUUUCAUUAAGGGAGCUGGUAAUCCUGUUAGCCUUGCUGCUUGUGGUUUGUGGGGGUCCCUGCAUUGCCACAGAUUUACAGCUCAUUCCUAGGGCUUAAGCUGCAAGAAUAUAUGAAGCGACUUCUACUUCUGUCUCCCUGGGAAGCUUUCCUUGAGUACUUAUCCAUUCCCUGUUUUAUAGAAUUAGGCAGGGUACAUUUGUGCCAGACUUUGAGCUUCUGUGGCUUAUGAAGGUGAAUAGAAAGCAGUGCACAAUUUAAGAGUUGGUCAUGUUCUCUCUCUUCCCCUUCCCCAAAGCAAUACAAACUUCACUGUGUGUAACUGCUGUGAUGUGAUUGUUUGAUCUGCGCCAAACAAUCUUUGUAGUGUAAAGCUAGUAGAAAGAUCCUUAGGCUUGGCCUUUUCUUGAAUCAUAGGAUCGGUCUGUUGAACAAGAAAUUGAACAUAUUAAAACGCCUAACCUUAAGAGAGUAGUUUUUAUCACUUCUUUUUUAUAAAUUGAAAUUAUUACUAACAUUUUAUUAUUCUGUAUAUCCAGGCACUUUUCUGAACUCUGUAUCAAUCAAGGGAAUAUGAACUUUAAUUGAAAACUCUGUGUUAUACUUCAGAAACUGGCGUGUCCCAUCCCUGGGUAACAUUGUACAAAAGCCAGACAUCAACUAAAAGCCUAACCUGCUUAGGGUGAAGCCCACCAAGUCUUGCUUCCAUUGCUGAUUCCAGUAGGUUUGAUAGGGUUGCUGGGAUGGAAUACAUAAAACGUAUAUAGUAAUUGCUUUCUUUCACAGUCACAUGGCGCGCGCGCGCACACACACACACACACACACAGAGUCAUACCUUGGAAGUCGAAUGGAAUCUGUUCCGGAAUUCUAUUUGACUUCCAAAACAUUUGAAAACCAAAGCGCAGCUUCUGAAUGGCUGCAGGAAGCAGCUGCAGCCAAUCAGAAGCCACGGAAGCCCCGUCGGAUGUUCGGCUUCCAAAAGAACAUUAAAAAACCGGAACACUCAUUUCCAAGUUUCGAUUGUUCGGGAGCCAAAAUGUUUGAGAACUAGGCUGUUUGAAAACCAAGGUAUGAUUGUAUAUGCCUUGAAGAUAGAGACCUGCUGUCUCAUUCUUUGUAAGGUGUCAUGAAUUUAAGAUGGCACUAUAAUAAAGAUAUGGUUGGUUUUGACACUUCAAAUGUGUGAAAAAAGAAAGUAAUAUCAAAGGACUAGAACCAAAUGGCUACAAAAGAAGUAAUAUGGUAGGAGUAAUAAUAAAUGAUUACAAACUGGCUAUUUGUAUUUAUUUUGCUUGAACAAAAUUCAAUUCAGUUAUCGUCAUCUGGUUUUGUGAUUUAAUAAACUAUUGGACUGUCGAGUAAAAUGCAUAAGCUUCCUCCCAAACAAUCCAGUCAGAUAUACUGAUAUUUAUUUCUAUAAUAGCUACUCCUUAAGCAUAUAUCACUGUGAAGAUCUAGUUCUUAAUGAACUCCCAUAUUACGUAUCUAGUCUGUUCUUAAAUAAGAGGUAGAGUGUGUGUUUUUCACCUUGCAUGCAACAGAGCAGUGCAAAAAAGUUCAACAUCAGAAGGCAAACUGGGAGCUGGCCAUCCUAUUUUUAAAGUACAUGCCUCACCAACGUCAUGAUUCAUUAGAAAGCCUAUCUUCAAAUCCUUGUUUGUCAUGAGAUCAUUCCUGGUAUUCCACAGGAAGCUGUCAGAUAUGCUUUAUGUGUGUGAUGCCUGGCCAGAGAUUAAAUGCAGAUGGUUUUUGAGUCAGAUAACAUGGCAUGAACUUUCUCCAGUACACUAUGACUUAGUUUAUUUGCAGGCAAAAUUCUUACAACUGAUAUACAGUACUUUGGAGUUAAAGAGAUUCUGUUAAGGAUGUGCUUUUGCCUUUGAAUUGUACCAGUGUUUGAUGUCAUUAGCUAUAUGGCAGAUCUACAUGGAAGAAAUUCCUUCUUGCCUAGAUUCAGAGAGAGCAGCACCUGGUCUCUUUGACUAGGCCUGCUUGUUGUAUCUGUCAAAUGGCAGGGACACUGACUAUAACAAGCUUCGUGCAGGACUGCUGUACUGAGGUUUUUUCUACAAUCAAGCCGUAUAUCAGUUUUACGAAACAAACAAAUAAGAACUUAUCCUUGGUUUAAUGUGGAGAAGAGAAUUUGUUUCUCUGUGAUGCUUUGUGAUGCUAAAUACUUGGCUCUAUUUUUUUAGCUUUCAUCAUUUAAGCUACAGAGAAUUCAUUUGUGUUCCUUUUAUUUCCAUAUGUGUUUCAACAUACAUACAGAAUGCCUCUGCCCCCCACCCCUACAACCUUAUUUAAGAAUAGUCCUGAUUUGAUUUUAUUUUGCAUUGGAGUCUGUAAUAACCUCAGCCUACUUGGCACACUCAAGAGUGGAAUCUGCCGAAACUGCUUCCAUGCAGGAAAAACGGCUUUGGUGCAGUAACACUUCUAACUGUGGCUGAGAUCUAAAGAGCUACUUUAGGUGGCCCUGAGAGCUUGGGCUUGCCUAGUAGGCCCCUCCAACUCAUAAAUAACUUGCUUUGCGGCUUUGGGAACCAACCCUCAAGGGCAUGCAAAACUAGGCUUCUAAUCACUGUGUGUUAGUUCAGUCUCAUGGUGAGUCUUCCUGCUAGCAGUCACCAGGGAGAUUUAUUUUGUAAACCACUUCAUGAUAGUGAAAGGCUACAAGUAAAAUACUUCUGGGAGUUUCCAGAACAGCAGAGAAUAAAAGAACAAUGAAUACGAGUUAUUAAAACUGGUAAGUCCUUUUGGGGAAAUGUGAGAGAGAAAAGAUGCAGGCUGAGGAGGAACCUCCUCUGUUUUUUUGUGAGAACAGCUACAGCAGGGUAACAACUGCAGUUCUUAGGUUUGCUUCCGAAAGGGAAAAAAGGAUGCUGAAGAUUUUCAAGCUUACCACCCUCUCUGCUUUUCCUUUUAAUCAAAGACAAAGCCAAGUAUCCCUUUAGUUCAACCUUCCAUGCAACAAGAGAGAGUGAUCAUGCAGCAAGAUGGAAUGAACAGCCAAGACAUGCAGCAGCAUUCAGUUUUAUCCUCACCAAGAGCAACAAGGACAAGUUUGGAAGACGGAAGUAAAUACAUUGCGCACACCAUGGAUGAGCCAGUAGGCAUUUCUCCAGUUUUGACUAACGCCUUGGAACACAUUGUGGAGCAGCUGGAUGUUCUUACUCUUGUGAGUAAAUCCCCAACACUAUUGCAUGUACUGGAGUGCCUGCAAAUAAAUAAUAAAUCACUAGGCUUCUUGGGGCUAGUGGUGAAGUGACAAAUAGCCCUGUUCCUCCUUCAGGGGCCAGCUAGGCCUUGCGUUUGGUCUAGCAGGACUCUUCCUGUCUCCUUACGCCUCUGGGCCCUCAAUUCAACAUUUAUCUAUUUUAAAGAUUGACAUCAAAAACUUUCUAUUCAAAAACUUUCUCAGGUGGGCCUACACAAAUGGUAACUCCUUCAUUGACCUGAGGCAGGCUACACUCAGUCUCUCUGCCUCAGCCCUUCGUCGAUCAUAAAUGCAUAAUAAUACUAUCUACAGAGUUGUAAUAAUUACCAAUAGUAUGUUUGUGAAGUAGGACUUCUGAUCAGUCAGCGAAAGAAAUUGCGUAUCAUAUGUCAAUGCCAGUAUAGAUGUCUUUCUGAGAUAUUGAAGGAAGUAGAAGCACUUUAAAUUUAAUAAAAGUUGCUACUCUUUAUCAGAUGGAUAUGCCACCAUAAUUAACAUACCUGAGCUAAAAUAGUGUCGAAAAAGAAGUUUUCCACAAUAAAAAAAAUUGCUCAGCCCAACGGAUAACAAAUUCCUCCCCACCCCAAUUAGCAAAUGCCUUAGUAGAUUGAUCUACUACCGGUAAUUUAAAACAAACUGCUUUAUAUGUGAAGUACUUUGAGCUCCUAGAAAAAAUACAUCAGCUGCAGAAUAAAAACAAUAAUAGGUGAAAUAGAGAAUAAUUGUAUUAGAUAAAAGUAUGUUAUAUAAAGCAGUAGGUAUAAGGUAGGAAGAAAAUACAUCAUUGUGGUAAGGGUGAGAAGUCAAAAUUUUAAGAAAAACAUAUUUUGAAACUUAAGUAAAUUUGUAAAACUUGUGAAAAGAAAAAAAAUUAUGACCAAGAAAAAGAAAAAAAUACAUCCUUUAAUCAUUUUUGUUAUUGUCGAUGUAUUUAAGGUCUAUCAGAGCAUUACCCAAUUUCUACCCAAGAAGCACAGAACGUGUCUUACAUGGUGUGUUCAGAUCCACAAAAACUUGCUCAACACUUCUCAGUAACACCAUUCCUAUCAAUUUAAUGUGUUCCACAAUAAGUGGAGAAUAUAUUUGAAAGCAGAUAUCACUGAAAAGUUGGAUUCUGAUACAACAAAGUAUUUCAGACAUUUGUGAUGUCCAUCCAAGCCCUUUCUGAAGUCCCUUCAUCACUCACAAUAUUUACGUGCCAAGACCUGAGGACCCCCUGAGAAGGCGCUUCCAAGGGUACGGAGGGGUGUGUCACUCAUUCUUCCCCAGCUGCAGUCUCCACAUCACAUGCCUUACCUGCAGCUGUUCAGGGCUACACCUGUUUGGGGGAAGGGAGAGAUUUGGAAAAACCCUGGCGUGUGUGCAGAACAUCUCAUGUGACCCUGUGGGUAUCAGCUUUGAAAGGGGAACUCUCAACACUUUAGUUUCCAGAGUUAUAGAAGCUGGAGGCUUUAUUCUCCGAAUCAAUACUCUAGUCUGAUACAACUGAAUACAUAGCACAUACAGGGAUGCUCUGUCAAAAAAUAUAUAUAUUUGGAUUUUAGAGUUCUUCUCCAAUAGUUUGUUUUAUUUUGAUGCCAAGACCAUGAUGUGUUUAGCACGGCAAAAAACCCCAUGUAUUUUUAAAGUUUCCGUGAACUACUGAAAUGGUGGAAUAUCUGAAUCAAAUCUUGCAGUUCUCUGGUUUCUUUAGUGUAUUAAGAGAAGUUAUUUUGUAAAUAAAACAUUGCGAUCAAUAACAAGCACUUGUUGCCCUGUUCUCCUAACAGACUGUCUCAAUCUUGGAGCAGCGUCUGACUUUGACGGAAGAUAAACUGAAAGAGUGCUUAGAGAACCAAGAGAAACUGUUACUCUCUGUCAGAGAUUGAAAAUAAACAAUGCAAAUGCAUUCUCAGGAAGACAAAACAGUGACAUGAAGCAAAUAAAAUGUGCCUCUUUGGUGUAAGUGAUUUCCCUAAAAAUCAUUGAUAACAUUUUGAACAUGUAAUUUUGUGUGUGCGCGUUUAUUAAAUAUAUAUUUGUGUUUUUCUG